AUCGUGACGUAUCUAUCUCCCCCCUUUGAUCUCUGCCGGAGCCGCCGUUGACGAUCAAUCUUUUUUGUUCCUCGCCGAAAGAAGAUUCACAGGGUCAACACUUCCACCAGCAGAUGUUGUUUGUUUAGAAAGAAGACGAUAAAGUAAAGUCUCGGGGGAAAUGAGGUCUUCUUCCGACACAAUCAACAUCGCUGCUAUUGCUCAGAGACUUGAUGUCGAUAAUCGGAUUGCCAUCCGUUUCUACUAUCGGAUCGCUGAUAAUAUUCUCAAGCAGGCUGAUAUCUUUCGGGCAGAGAAGAAUAUUAUUGAUCUAUAUGUUAUGCUUCUAAGAUUUUCUAGUUUGGUGUCCGAGACAAUACCAUGUCACCGAGAUUAUAAGGCAUCUCCACAAAGCAAGAAAGUUGCUUUGAGAAAGAAAUUGCUGAAUUCUUUGGAUGAACUGGAGGAGUUGAAACCGUUGGUCCAACAGAAGGUUAAUGAACCUAACAGACCGCGAGCCUCCCUACAAAAUGAGUGGGGAAGACCUCAUUCAAAUAACUUGAUUCAGUUUUCUCCAGUCAAGAAGCAAGCUAUUGCCUACACCGGUCAAACAAAGGCCGUGAGACCAGUUGCUGGAGAUUUUGUCUACCGAGGAUCAAGGGGUCGGCAGUUUUCUUAUGCUAGGCCAGUGGAACAGCAUUUCCAAAGACUAUCUCUAGCUCUUCCACGCCCAAAGGAGGAAACUCUCUCCAAACAUUCUAUUCUUGGUCCCAGUGGGCUUAUAGGGCAGUGGCAGCCACCUAGAAGUGAUAAAGGGAUCAGGUAUCCAAUUGACAUAGACCUGUCUCCAGUUGAAAUACCAAGCCUUCGACAGUCUGUGGAAGAUGGACCACUGGAGGAUAAAAAAGAUAAUAGCAUCUCAGACAACAGUAGGUUGGACCGAGAACCAGUUCUUGCUGUGAGUGAGAAUUGCCACGCCCAGCAUACGGUGGAGCCUGUUUCUCUUAUCUCUUUUGAAACAACUGAAGUCUCUGCUCCAAUAGAAGUUAUCAGACAGCCGUCACCUCCACCGGUACUUGCUGAAGUACAAGACUUGAUCCCUGCGAUGUCAGCACAGUUUACAGAGGCAGAAAGUAAGAUAGAGGCUCCCGCAUCAGAUGAUAUUGUGCGGGCUGAAACUCCUCUGCAACUUCACAUUUCAACUGCUUUGAUGGAGAAUUUUAUGAAGCUUGCCAAGUUAAAUACAGACAAAAAUCUAGAGACUUGUGGCGUCCUUGCUGGUUUGCUUAAAAACAGAAAAUUUUAUGUGACAGCUCUUAUCAUCCCUAAGCAGGAGUCGACAUCGGAUUCUUGUCAGACCACAAAUGAAGAGGAAAUUUUUGAUGUACAGGAUAAGCUAUCUCUUUUCCCCCUUGGUUGGAUUCAUACCCAUCCUACGCAAUCUUGCUUCAUGUCAUCAAUUGAUGUGCACACCCAUUACUCAUAUCAGAUCAUGCUGCCAGAAUCUGUUGCAAUAGUUAUGGCCCCAAGGGAUAGUUCGAGGACCCAUGGCAUCUUUCGCUUGACAACUCCUGGGGGCAUGUCGGUCAUAAGACAGUGUCAGCUACGCGGCUUUCAUUCCCAUAAUCCACCUCCAGAUGGUGGGCCCAUUUACAAAACCUGUACAGAUGUUUACAUGAACCCAGAUUUAAAAUUUGAUGUCAUUGACCUUCGAUGAUUAGAUUUCUUAAUGCUUGCAUAAAUAUCCGGUAAUCUAAUUGUUAAUUUUCCAAGUCUUUCCAAUCCAAUUAAGCCAUCAAAGUACUACAUUGACAUUCGAGUUUGUAAAAAGAAUAUUUUCUAAAAAUUUACAUAAAUGUGUGUUUGGGAUGAAAGGAGCCCCAUCCCACAUUCCCCUGUA
Molecule: messenger RNA, 1879 nt
Organism: Neltuma alba
Lineage: Eukaryota; Viridiplantae; Streptophyta; Magnoliopsida; Fabales; Fabaceae
Product: AMSH-like ubiquitin thioesterase 1
Exons: 14
Coding region: 161-1696 (511 amino acids)
Biological process (GO): protein K48-linked deubiquitination; protein K63-linked deubiquitination
Cellular component (GO): endosome; membrane
Molecular function (GO): K63-linked deubiquitinase activity; protein binding; metal-dependent deubiquitinase activity
Source: RefSeq, a predicted model, not a curated record